Schistosoma margrebowiei is the source of this 2937-nucleotide messenger RNA. NCBI's taxonomy places the organism in Eukaryota, Metazoa, Platyhelminthes, Trematoda, Strigeidida, Schistosomatidae. The record is from the annotation of a GenBank genome assembly.
CGAGAACACCACCUCAAAGUGCAGAAGAUGGAAUUGUGUCAGAAAUUCGAUAAUGUCUUCCCACCAAAAAUUCGCCGUUGGCUCGGAUUGGUGCUAGCAAUUUUCGAUGUGUUUUUUUUUGGUGGCUAUCACUAUGGCUUCAAUUCCCUCAUCACAGUCUACAAAUCAGUUGGCGUCUACGCUUACAACUGUACGGAAAAUGUCUGCUCUUAUCAUUAUGAUAUGUUCGGAGUUGUUUUCAUGGUUUGGAUGGUGUCACAAAUGUGUCUUAUUGUAUUUGCUGGAAUACUGAUGGAUAAGGUGGGGCUGAGAAUAUUAAAACUGCUGGCAGUUGUAGUAUACUUUGCUGGUACCAUAAUGUUCGCAUUUACAACUGGUGAAACAGUGCCACUAUUCUAUGCUGCUGGUAUACUUGUCGCUUUAAGUAGUAUAUGCAGCUUGAUAUGCAAUCAUCAAGUCAGUUCCAUGUUCCCACAGUUUCGUGGUCUUUGUAUAUCGCUUUUGUCUGGAGCGUACGACUCAAGUUCGGUUGUAGCUUAUGUGCUGUCGUUGACUUAUCUUGUAUUCCCAUUCAAAUGGUCGUUUAUUAUUUUGGCUUGUGGCUCAGUAGUUGUGGGCAGUUUUGUGGCACUCUUUAUCCUUACUCAGAAAUCUGAAGAUAUGGGGAAAUUCUCCUCCAUCAACACAGAAGAAGAAAAGUUAUGUGAGAAAACGUCAAUUGAAAGUUCUGGAGAAAUGGAUAUCUAUGGAGAAAUAUCUUCAAUUUUGGAUAAACGUUACCCAUCUUUAUUAAGUUGUGUUAUUUCUUUACCAUACUUACUGAUUAAUCUUUGGUUUACUUUGGGUUUGUUUCGUUUCUCAUUUUACCUAUCGCACUUAGCAAAACACAUAAAUGAUGCGUAUUCUGACGACAAGCCAACUGCGGAUCAUUUGUUAAGUAUUUCCUCAGCAUUCUUCAUGUCGAGUUUCUUACUGUCACCAGUUACUGGUCUUAUGAUUGACUUCUGUCUCAAAAGAGCUCGAACGGGCAUUAAAAACAUGCUCACCAACGAACGUGAUUUAGCAAAUCCCGAUAAAAUGUAUUAUACUCUAACACUUGGCCUAGUCCCUGGACAAGGUCUUUUGGCUCUCUCUGCUGUUGCUCUGAGUGCAAUGAUGUUUAUACCUAGUCCUAUAGCUUCUUAUGCAUCGUUCGUAUUCUUGGUUGUAUUAAGGUCACUCUUAUUCAGUUGCUUCAUUAGCUUUCUUCUGUCUGCAUUCCCAAUACGUUAUUUUGGUACAUUGAAUGGCAUUACUAGUGCGGUAUCUGGUUUAAUAAGUCUCUCGACGAAUGCCUUUCUUCGUACCAGCAGAUCUACAGAUAAUUAUGCAACCAUGGCGAUAUCGAUCGGGAUAUUUAUUGUACCUAUUAUUUUUCUGAUCAAAUCAAGACAAUAAAUCAGUCAGUGUUGUGAUCUUAUGAAAACCUUGUUUUUAUUUUUAUAUUAAGAUCCAAAAUUAGAUAUGAAUGCUUCAAUAUUUAAAUUUUGCAACAACUUAUAUGGUGUAAACUUUUGCUAGUUAAUUUAUUUUUUCAAUAAUAAAAAUUUAUGCUGGGGUCCGGUGUUGAAACAUAUUUUCUUUUAAUAAUAAUCGGCAAAAGCUGGCCAGAAAAUGACCAUUGUUUAUAAACGCUACCGUGAAUCGUCUCACAUAACAAGCGAAAUUAACAUAAAAACUCUCUUAAUGUCAUGUUGUUCAUAAAAAAUGUAACCUGAAGUGUUAGUCUACACAGAAGGAGUUGAGAAUGAAAUUACAAGACAUGGUUAAUCGUCUUUGGAAAACGACACAGUACUCGACAAAAACUGGACAAGAGAGUGCAGGACAUUUUGUUAAAUAACCAUCUUUGGUAGACUAGGUUCUAUGAAGGCUAACAGGCGUAGUUAGUAAGUAACUAGGAUGAAACCUUUAAAGAAAAACGACUUUAUUUAAUUAUUUGAGUGAUCGAUAAUUGGUGUUUAUUGUCUCUCCUCCAUUUUAUGAAUCAAAACAUUCCUAAAUAGUAACAAGCAGAUUCGUGGAAUGUAUAAGACCAGGCUUGCCUAAAUAUCAUAAAUUAAAGAUAUGUCUUAAACCUAUGGUGAGUGAAUGAAGUAUUUGUUGGUGUUAAGAAGCAACAGAAUAUUUAGUUCUAUGCAGUAUGUGAAGGAGCUCGGUUACUAACUGUAUUAAAGAAAGAUCUUUAAAAUAUCAAGGAUGGGCAAAAUAAAGGUUUGAAUAUCUGAAAGUGGAUCUACCAGUAGUUCAGUUUGCUAAAAUUUAUAAUGUCAGACUCAUUGAUUUACUGACGUCAAACUAUUUAUUAUCAAAAAUUAUUCCCAGUUGUUUCCAUCUGCUAACAUGAGAAAUUAUAUACAUCAUAAAAAUACAACAUGUACCACAAAUAGGGGAUUACGCGAUGUAAUAUUGGAAUUUGAAUGUCAAAAAAAGGAACAACCAAUGUAUAAGUGAAGAAUGACAUUCGGAUACAUGUAAUGAUAAUAACUUCCUGAAAAAUGCAGUUGAAAAUACAUUCCUGUUCUUCCAGUUAUUCUGAUUGUCACUAUGUCGAUAAGAAUUUCAAUGAAAUCUGGACAUUAUUCAUAUUAUCAUGCCUCUUAACCAAAACACAUCAACACACGUUGUAUCGGAGAUACGGAGAAAGAAAUGAAAGUUGAGAGUGGGCGUGGAUAUGAUCAAACAUUUGGAAAUAGAACUCAAUAUCAUUUAAAUCUUAUUCAAAAUAAACACACUAGACAAUUUCAUAAAGUUCAUUAUUGACUCUUAACUAAUUAGUUAACAUACAUAAUUGUACGAUCAAAAGAAGCAAAAUUCACAUAAGUAUUUUGACCUUGUAAUUAAAGAUAUCAAUUUGGCUGUAUAAUCAGACAAUAAAAAUUAUGAAAAACAUAUGAUUCU